GCGGCGAAUCUUUGAUGCACCGCGUCCGCCGGCUCGUGGCAGCGCUGUGGCCCUGCGCCCUGUACCUCGUGUGCUCGAUGAGCAUGAACAUGCUCACCAAGACGAUACUGACCUCGUACGGCUGGCGCGCGGUCCUCUCGCUCGCUGCGCUGCAGCACGUCUUUACCGUCGUCGUGCUGCUCGUAUUGCACGCGGUCCGCGUCCUGCCACUGGACGUCGCCGCGCUCACGUGGCGUGUGUGGCUUUACGAGGUCGCACCGCUAGCGACGUUACAGUCCAUCAACACGACGACGGCGUUUGUGUGCAUGCGCCUCGUCAACAUGCCCAUGUACCUCGUGCUGCGCCGCCUCACGACGCUCAAGGUCCUCUUCAUGGAGAUUGUCGUGCUCAAAAAGGUGAUCCCGGAUGCGAUGAAGGCGGCGCUAUUUGUCACGGCCAUCGGCAGUCUUCUCGCAGGCUACCACGACGCGUCCUAUGAUCUGCUCGGCUAUAUCCUCGUGUUUGCCCAAAACUGCAUGACCGCCGGGUCGCUCGUGCUCUCCAAGCAGUCGACGCUGCCGCCAUUGCUCGUGGUCUUUACCAACAGCCUCGUCGGCGCCGUCCUCUUGACGCCGCCUGCCAUCUACUAUGAAUAUUCGACUGUCCACGCAUUCGCACUCGAGCUGGCACGUCCACUGACGUUUGCAGGUCUAUUUCUUGUCAUGAGCAGCGUCUGCCUCGUGUACCAAGUGGCCAUCCAGCUCUGCACGACCAAAACGUCGGCGCUCGCGACGUCCGUGACGGGCAACGUCAAGGACCUCGCGUCGACUGGCCUCGGCUUUCUCUUCUUCCCCGACGCUGUCACCGAUGCCUGGCACGUCCUCGGCGUCGGCGUCUCGUUCGUCGGCGCCUACGCCUUCUCGUACCUCAAGUACCAGCUUCUCUUUGACCCAAAGUCGCAGUGGGCGACCCCGUUCCAUGUGUGGUGGGAGCAGCGCCAGCAAGGCAAGGGACGCCACCCCAAGGCGUACUAGCGCAGGCCGUCGCCGCGCAACCAUGCCUAAGCGCCGGUUGAUACAUUGAUAAACCCCCACACACACAACAUGCAUGCGAGUGUAUUGGCCCUUGGGUCCUGA
Saprolegnia diclina VS20 is the source of this 1115-nucleotide messenger RNA. RefSeq lists its product as hypothetical. Lineage: Eukaryota; Oomycota; Saprolegniomycetes; Saprolegniales; Saprolegniaceae. Gene Ontology annotation, molecular function: antiporter activity; GDP-fucose transmembrane transporter activity. Bases 15 to 1013 code for a protein of 332 amino acids. Gene Ontology annotation, cellular component: Golgi apparatus. The record is from RefSeq and is a predicted model, not a curated record. The transcript is spliced from 6 exons.